Rhineura floridana is the source of this 1496-nucleotide messenger RNA. RefSeq names its product calphotin-like. The record is from RefSeq and is a predicted model, not a curated record. Lineage: Eukaryota; Metazoa; Chordata; Lepidosauria; Squamata; Rhineuridae. The transcript has a single exon. The annotation marks the transcript as partial.
GUUCCACCUGUGGCUGUUCCCCCUGUGUCUGUGGCCAGUCUUCCUGCUCCUCCGGUGGCCCUUCCAAGGGUGGCUGCUCUUCCAAGGGCGGCUGCUCUUCCAAGGGCGGCUGCUCCUCUUGCGGCUGUGGCCAGUCUUCCUGCUCCUCCUGUGGCUCUUCCAAGGGUGGCUGCUCCUCCUGCGGCUGUGGCCAGUCUUCCUGCUCCUCCUGUGGCUCUUCCAAGGGUGGCUGCUCUUCCAAGGGUGGCAGCUCCUCCUGUGGCUGUGGCCAGUCUUCCUGCUCCUCCUGUGGCUCUUCCAAGGGUGGCUGCUCUUCCAAGGGUGGCUGCUCCUCCUGCGGCUGUGGCCAGUCUUCCUGCUCCUCCUGCGGCUGUGGCCAGUCUUCCUGCUCCUCCUGUGGCUGUGGCCAGUCUUCCUGCUCCUCCUGUGGCUCUUCCAAGGGUGGCUGCUCUUCCAAGGGUGGCUGCUCCCCCUGUGGCUGUGGCCAGUCUUCCUGCUCCUCCUGUGGCUCUUCCAAGGGUGGCUGCUCUUCCAAGGGUGGCUGCUCCCCCUGUGGCUGUGGCCAGUCUUCCUGCUCCUCCUGUGGCUCUUCCAAGGGUGACUGCUCUUCCAAGGGUGGCUGCUCCUCCUGCGGCUGUGGCCAGUCUUCCUGCUCCUCCUGUGGCUCUUCCAAGGGUGGCUGCUCUUCCAAGGGUGGCUGCUCCUCCUGCGGCUGUGGCCAGUCUUCCUGCUCCUCUUGUGGCUCUUCCAAGGGUGGCUGCUCUUCCAAGGGUGGCUGCUCUUCCAAGGGUGGCUGCUCCUCCUGCGGCUGUGGCCAGUCUUCCUGCUCCUCCUGUGGUCCUUCUAAGGGAGGCUGCUCUUCCAAGGGUGGCUGCUCCUCCUGUGGAUGUGGCCAGUCUUCCUGCUCCCCCUGUGGCUGUUCCCAGUGUGACUGCUCCCCCUGCAGCUCUGGUCAGUCUUCCUGUUCCUCCUGUGGCUGUUCCCAGUGUGGCUGCUCCCCCUGCGGCUGUGGCCAGUCUUCCUGCUCCCCCUGCGGCUGUGGCCAGUCUUCCUGCUCCCCCAGCUGUGGUUCCAGUUGCUGUGGCUCUUCCUGUGGCUCUGGUUCCAAAGGCUGCUAUCCUCAUCAAUCCAAGUGCUGAAGAUCCCCACGGGAAGCUUGGCAGGCACAGAGAGAGUCCUGCAACCUGAAAGUCCAUGCAGGAAAUUUCACCUCUGUCUCUCCCAGUGCUGGUUGGCUCCUCCACACACCGUUGAUUUGCCAAGUUCAUUGUCUUAAGCUGUGCACCUGCCUCCUUCCCUCAUCACUGGAUUCCCUUUAUGUUCCCUUUUAUUUCCCUUUUAUAAUCUUGAAGGAUCCAUGCCUCUUAUGAAUAGGGAAUGCUUUUCUCUUUGUCAUCUUGGUGAAUGAGACACUUUAUUUUCCCCUUCAUGUCUUUGAAUAACUCCUCUCUGGAGAACUGUAAACAUGGCAAAUAAUAAAAUGACAAAUUACGGGG